AUGGCGGCCAAAGUCUCCGGAGGAGUCCGCGCGUCAGACGAGGGCCGCGGCGGCGAAGAGACUGGUGAAGGCCGCCGCGGCGAAGAAGAGAGCAUCUGCCUCUUCUUCGCCCAAGCGUGCCCAGACUCCGCCCUCCUCCCCUCCUCCGGCGGACGCCGACGCGGGGAUCCUCUCUCAGCGGACCGGGAGGACCUGGACACCGUCAUCGAGGACGUGGCCAAGGGCGCUGCAGCGGAGGCCGAGAAGACCUCCGCCAGGGGCGCCGUGGAGGAUGCCACCGAAGGGCCUGGGGUGGAGGCCGGCAAGGCUACCACCGAGGAGGCUGGCAAGGGGCCUGCCGGAGAGGCUGACGCAUCGAACACCAGGGCUCCGGUCGAGGGGGAGGUGUUUGACGACGAGGUGCUCGCCGCUGCCGGGCUUGAGAUCGUUGACAAGCCGAGUGCUGGUGGCGACGGCUCCCAGGAAGAGCGGCUCCUCAAUGCCAUGGGCACCAGCUUCCGGAAGCUCGAGGCACUCCACCGCACCCGCCUGGACAAGGCUAAGUCUAGGAUGGCGGUUGCGGAGAAGGCGGAGGCAGACCUCCAGAAGCAUGCCCAGGAGACGGCGGAGGGCUUGGACGCGGCAGCUGAGGCCGCCCGGACCCAGCACCGGGCCGCGCUGAACUCCCAGGAGGAGGACCUCGCCAAGCGCGAGGCGGAUCUCGAUGCCAAACUCCGCGGCAAGGACAGGGAGGUGGAGAAGCUUGUCUUGGAGCGGACCCGUGAGCUGGAGCAGAGGCAUAAAGAGGCGCUCGAUGCCCAGCUCCAGGUUCACGCUGGCAAGGUGAAGGAGUUGGAGGUGGAGCGGGACAAGCUGAAGGAGAAGGCCCUGAAGCUGUCCCAGUAG
Molecule: messenger RNA, 885 nt
Organism: Aegilops tauschii subsp. strangulata
Lineage: Eukaryota; Viridiplantae; Streptophyta; Magnoliopsida; Poales; Poaceae
Source: RefSeq, a predicted model, not a curated record